Magnolia sinica is the source of this 643-nucleotide messenger RNA. Its product is annotated as DNA repair protein RAD5B-like. The record is from RefSeq and is a predicted model, not a curated record. The transcript is spliced from 3 exons. Gene Ontology annotation, molecular function: ATP-dependent chromatin remodeler activity; ATP binding. The coding region runs from base 257 to 643 and encodes 128 amino acids. Lineage: Eukaryota; Viridiplantae; Streptophyta; Magnoliopsida; Magnoliales; Magnoliaceae.
GUAGUAUGGGGUACAUGGGGAUCAGAAAUUGUAUUGUACAAUAUGUUCCAUAGAACAAAGAAAAAUGCACAGUUGAAGAUAUUUGACUCCAGUGCUUCAUUGUAACAAAUCUUUUGACAGUAAUGAGGUAUUCAUGUUCCUCUGGUUUUUAUAGGUUCGACUAUUUGACAGUGUGCACUACCUAAAGGCAUUUGGAGUAGGAGAUGUGUGGGUUGCUGUUGGAUGGAGCAGUGAUGUUCUGCCGGCUGCCAAGCGCAUGUCAAACGUCGCAGUAAUUGUUCCAAAGUCUGGAACCAGUUUGUGGGCAGAUCUAUGGAUUUUAGCAGAUGCAAUGGGGCUUGGAAAGACUGUAAUGACUAUUGCAUUAAUACUUGGAAAACUAGUUAGGAAGACUCCAGAUGACCAACAAGUUGAAGAACAAAAUCAGGAUUUUGACAACAAGAAAACAAAGAAUGGUCAGAAAGAUCCUCAAACCAAAAGCCUGCCCACAGUUAAAGGAGGAACUCUUGUUGUCUGUCCAAUGGCAUUGUUAGGCCAGUCGAAGAAUAAUCUGGAAGACCUCUACAGCCUUUUGUGCUUCUUACAUGUCGAGCCAUGGUGCAACUGGGCCUGGUAUGUGCAUGAAACAACACUACCAACUUAA